GAGCAUCACCAUCUCCACCAAAAAUUAGCAGGCCUUAAUUAGCAGCCGAAAAUUAAUCGAAAUUCGACCAAGCCUGUUGCCCGACGAGUUCUGCCAGCAGAAACGCGAACUACCAUGUCGAACCCAAAAGGCAAGACGUACAUCGUCGAGCACCUUGAUCCCGAGCUCGGGCAGUGGUCAGAGCUCGAAUAUGUUGCCAUCGCGAAGGAAACGCAGGUCGCUCAGGGGACCUUUCUCCUUUCCAGUCUCCCUGAAGCCUUCAACGUGCCCCCGGCUCUCAGUCAGGUCCCCGCCUUCAAACCUGAGCGCCGUGGCGUGGAGGAACUCUAUGCCAAUGAUAAAUCGCGCGUUUGCCUCCUCGACCCUUCGGCGUCCAGCGACCUUGGCCCGGACGAUGGUGACAAGUUUGACGCUUUUCUUUUCGGUGGCAUUCUCGGUGAUGACCCCCCGAGAGACCGCACUUCUGAGCUGAGGAAGAAAGGGUUUGAAGGGAGGAGACUCGGACCAAAGCAGAUGACUACGGAUACCGCCGUCCGUGUCACCAGGAUGGUAGUUGAGGAUAAGAUCCCUCUCGAUGAGAUCUCCUAUCUCGAUUUUCCCGAGCUCAAGUUCAACGAUCAUGAGAGCACUCAAAUGCCUUUCCGCUACGUCAAGGGGCAAGAUGGGAAGCCGAUGAUGCCCGAGGGCAUGAUUCAGUUGAUAGAAAAAGAUGCAGACAAGAGCAUCGAUGAUUUGUUUUAAACUCCGGUCAUAUUUCUUGCGAAACAAGGAGACAAGGGUCGGAAAGUUGACGGUCCACACCCGUCGCAUCCCGAAGACGGUAAGCCGUAGUGUUAUUUGGGCUCUCUAAAGAACUAGGUAUUACCGUCGUCUGUCAAAUCUGCUUUAUAGCGGCUUGAUAUAAGUAAGGAAAUUGCUGGACUAGGCGCCAUUUAACAGAGAGUCAUAAUAUGAACUAAGAAUGGACAAGCAAAAGAUAUAGGAUACAGUGCUAUGUUAUUCAAUCGAGCAACAGAGGUAUACGAGAACACAUCAUGUCCAUGACGGACUUUCCAGG
Sodiomyces alkalinus F11 is the source of this 1057-nucleotide messenger RNA. RefSeq names its product DUF431 domain-containing protein. The record is from RefSeq and is a predicted model, not a curated record. The transcript is spliced from 5 exons. NCBI's taxonomy places the organism in Eukaryota, Fungi, Ascomycota, Sordariomycetes, Glomerellales, Plectosphaerellaceae. Gene Ontology annotation, biological process: peptidyl-arginine methylation. The coding region runs from base 115 to 741 and encodes 208 amino acids. Gene Ontology annotation, molecular function: protein-arginine omega-N monomethyltransferase activity.